CCGCCCACUCUACUUGCUGCCGCCAAGACCUCCUGUUUUGAGCCAUGCUAAGUUUCCUUCACGCCGUGUCGCAGUUACUCUGCUGUUAAAAUUUAGACAAAUGUGUUUUAUUAUAAACAUAAAGGAAUUAAAUACGCGUUCAGUUGGUUGGCGGUUAAUUUAAAAAAAGCGUACGGUCAUCGUUGGGUAUACUAUUUCUUUCUUCGGCUAACCUUGCUAGCUAGGCUAAGGUUACCUGUCAUUGCUUGUUUUGUGCAAGACGGUAAUUUAGAGCUUCGACACUACUUGAUUUUAGUUUAUUUGUAACGGACUGCAGAGGUAAUACCAUGAGUUUGACUCGAAGAUGACCUGCAGCUUAUAAACCACAGACAAAUCCACAUCUAGUCGAUGAAAUUGCAGGUUUGUGUUUUUAUCAUCCUUCUGCUUCCUUGUGAGCAUAGCUGCAGGUGAUAACGUAUUGUUUUAGUUUUCGUUGAACAGCCCGACUUCCGCAGACUCAUGCUUUCUGAUGAGCUUGACUCCAAACCGGAGCUACUGGUGCGGUUUGUCCAGAAUGCCUCCAUCCCGCUGGUGCAGAGUUUGGAGGACUCUGAAACCAAACACUCCUGUCUUCCUCUGCUGACGUCGUCUGAGAGCUCGCUGUGCUCUCCUCUGGAGCUCACAGACGGAAGCCUGAGCCAUGAACCAGAGACUUCUUCCCCUCUUCCAGAGUUCGGAGGUGUGUCCGAGCAGAGCCCUUUGGUGAUCCAGGCACCCGCUCAACCACAGGCCUCGCCGAGCCCCCCGGCCAUCCUGCACGACCUACAGCAGCCAGACAGCACCUCCUACGUCCUCCUUAACCUCGCAAAAGGCAUCACAGCCUCUUCAGAGUCCCUGAUCUUUGCUGCCGAUGGCACGGGGGACGAUGAAGAUGAUGGGGUCUCAGCCGGAGAUUAUGGGAUGGAUGGCAGCGCCCCCUGGUAUCUGAGGGUCCAGGAGCUAGCCCAUGACAGUCUGAUCGCUGCUACACGUGCACAACUUGCCCGAGACGCCAAGGCCAGUCAGGACGCCAGAGCUGCAAGCAUCAGUGACCACACACACAGUUUGUUGGAAGACGGGGACAAGCAGGAGCUACCCGCCCGAGCCAGCCGCCCCCUCUCCAAACAGAUCCUGCGCUGUUCGUUCGAGGGCUGCUGCAGGACGUUCACAUGGCCGGCUCACCUCAAAUAUCACCUCAAAACACACAGGAAUGACCGGAUGUUCAUGUGCGGCGCUGAAGGCUGCGGGAAGAGUUUCUAUGUGCUGCAGAGGUUGCAGGUUCACAUGAGGACGCACAACGGCGAGAAGCCCUUCAUCUGCAAAGAGAAGAAUUGUGGCAAGAAGUUCACCACAGCUGGAAACUUGAAGAACCACAGACGGAUACACACAGGUGAGAAGCCUUUUCUGUGUGAAGCAGAUGGCUGUGGGCGGUCCUUCGCAGAGUACUCCAGUCUACGGAAACACGUGCUGGUGCAUUCUGGUGAGAAGCCUCAUGUCUGUGGGAUCUGUGGGAAGACGUUCUCCCAGUCAGGCAGCAGGAACGUCCACAUGAGGAAGAGACACGGAGAGGAGGUGCACGGCAGUGAUGGCAGAGAAACAGGAGAAGCGCUGACACAAAGCAGCCUGCUGGAGGCAGACGGUGAGGACGGAGGUGGCAUGGUCACCAUGACAACAACCGUGGAACCGAUGAAUCUUCAUCACGCAAUGCUGAGAUCACCAGCCUCUGCAGACUCGGUGGUAGUUCUCUCUCAGCCACAUGAGCUGGUGACCAUGACGACGGAGGGCCAUGCUUAUGGAGAGGACGUUGUUGCUUUGCUGUAGAUCAUGGACCAACAUCACACACGACCUCUUUCAGCAAGACUCAACAGUCACAGUGAAAUAAAAACAUAAGACUUCUGUUUGUGACAGACUUUAACACAUGUAGAUAUUUGUAAUAAGGAAUCCACAAUGGUUUAAUUUAGAUUUUGAAGUUUAUUUUAUUUUAUUUUUUAUGAAUCCCAAAGAAAUACUGAGACGGGUUGGAAGAGUGUAUAGAAGAUUAAAUGCAGUUAUUAAAUAAAACCCUGCCAAACCA
Nothobranchius furzeri (turquoise killifish) is the source of this 2092-nucleotide messenger RNA. The record is from RefSeq and is a predicted model, not a curated record. Lineage: Eukaryota; Metazoa; Chordata; Actinopteri; Cyprinodontiformes; Nothobranchiidae.